Molecule: messenger RNA, 9649 nt
Organism: Daldinia caldariorum
Lineage: Eukaryota; Fungi; Ascomycota; Sordariomycetes; Xylariales; Hypoxylaceae
Exons: 5
Coding region: 286-9543 (3085 amino acids)
Source: RefSeq, a predicted model, not a curated record
AGUCAGUCACGUACCUAACCACCGCAUCGAUUAAUGUGUUGCCUCGAAACUGAACUUUUUCCAUUUCAUUUGCAUGGGUAUGCACAGCCUUUUCGUUUUUCAUGUACCUACCUAAUUUGACCUACCUACCUGAGGUAACCUAGGUAGGAUUACUUUGACUACAAUUACCUCCUGUCAUUCCCAGCCUCAUCACUCUUUCUUAUAAACUACCUCAUACCUGCCUGAACCUUCAAAACCUACACAGACGGCUAUUACACAGCGCCACGGACUAACAAUCUAAUCACAAUGGACCUGCUUGAAGCCGUUUUCAACCAUCUUGUGCUGCCUCCGCAGUUACCUGGGUCGCAAGACCCGGACAUCGAGGCUUUAUCCUAUGAUGUAUUGAUGCGCCUCAUACGCACUUGCGAGACUCUUGAAAGUAUUGUGGGAGCACCUUGGUUUGAAGCAUUUCAAACUCUUCGUACCUCCUUAGAAUCAUGUCGUGCCCUUCACUCUGGGCGUUUGGAAAAGUCGGCGCUGCUAGCCCACUUUCGUGAACUCCAGCCUGACCACAUGCUUAUUUUGCAUGUUACAGAGCAGAAUGCAGCUCUACUGAUCCGUCGCACAUAUCAAAAUGGACAACAUUACGUUGUAUUCGAGGCAUUCGAGACAUCAGCCGUCUCGGAACAUGUUCUCGCUGCGGGACAUGCGCUGCAGUGGGACUUUCCUGGACGUUCAGCUCAGAUUCCUCUUUCCACAUUCGCCGAUGAAUCAUUUCAACAAUGUCUAGCAGCUUUUCUGGAGCAGGCUAGUAUUGAAACCCUUUAUAAUCUUCAGGCAUCCACUCAGAAGGCCAACGUCUCUUUAACCGAGGUCAGAGAUACGACCGACCCUGCACUGAUCACUCAGAUGCUUAUACCAAUCCUGGAGGCGAUAGGAAACCACUACCAGGCGCCCAUGCUUCGAAAGCGAGUACGGGAUGAUGUCAAUAUACAGAACGCUGACUUGCCCUGGCGUCGGCUUCCAUUUUGGCUCGUCUUGCGCGUUGCGGCCCAACGCCAUCUUUGCUUCAAGCUUGGUAACGAUCAGGGACGUAUUGGUUACAAGUUCCUCGUGUGUUUAUUACUCGCAGAACUACUGAAGCAGUCUGCUGGAAAGCUCAACCCGGCCAUGACCAUUACGCUGCGCACUAAAUUAUGCCGCCGUAUGGCAAAGUUAGAGACGCAGAAGGCUAGGUUAAAAUUAUAUGAGACUGGAGUUUAUAAGUCCUUAUUUGGUCAUAUCUCCCCUCUAAUCGAAAAUUCGAUUCAAGAAGCGACUGCCCAAGUUGAAAAUGCAUGGGAGUCAUUCAAAAGGAACGCAACGCGGCGUGUGCCAGUGCUUCCUCGCCAUGCAGACCCCCACGCACUUCGCCUCUCCCUCCCAAAUAGUGGAGAGUACCUCGAACGUCUCCUUUAUAGUCAACCACCACGAAAAGCUGAUGUCUCAUCAUUGAAUCUUCCGCAACCACUGGACAAGGCUAUUCAGCAGACACAAGACUUCACAGAUCAUAUAUUCCGAAUUGCAGAUCUCGAGUCUCGUGCUGAAGAGAAUGAGCUUCCUAGCCGAGAUACUAGGGCUAAUUUCUCUGCUCGUUGCAUCGAUAUCGCGAAAGAAAUCGACAAUAUUUUUACCGAGGUUGGCACGACGUACGACUCUAAUCCAGAGCAGAUGAGUUCUAUGAUACUUACCUUAUUUACUCUAUGGGUUCGUCUGGACAAGUGUGCCGUUGCCGUGUGUCCUCUUCUUGAUGACCAUCUCCGCAUUUUCAGCCCUGAGCUCCUAGAUGUUCUCCAAUUGCCCACGAUGUCUGAAAUGUGCCGGCUAGAAGAUAUUCAGACGUAUUUAGCACAAAAGAAGUCCAACAGCCGGUAUGGAACCAUUUUUGACAGGUUUGAUAAGAACUGUCUAGCGGUGCGCUAUGUCGCACAAUCCGCAGAGAUGCAAUCAUUGGCUUUGCGCGUGAAGGCUGCGUCUGAUAUGGCCCGUGAUGCCAAAGAGGCAGAAUGGAAACGGAUGUGUAAAGAAUAUGACGACCAUACUGCAGGGAUUGCAGAAGGUACGUGUUGUUGCUCUUGGAAAAAUGGGCAGCGCGACGUGCGAGGGUGCAAGACUUGUUGGCACUGGAGAACUCGUAAUCGAAUGAAGAUUGAAGUACACGAAGCCUUCCUCCCCGAAAACGAUCCAGCUAAGUCUGUACUGCUCUUCGAGUUGGCCAUUCCCCGUUACCUCUCAGCCUACAGGAAUGCCACUUGGAAGAUUCUAUCUCUGCUAGCACACCCGAGCCGCCCGGAUAAGUCGUCAAAACCGGCGAUAGAACUUGCGAACUGCACGCCUCUUCGAUCCUAUAUAACGGCUGAGGGGCAGUGUAUAUCUUUAGCGUCUUCUAUUAAAUGUUUCAGCCAAACCCAUUAUAAGUUCAACAGAGGAAAAGCCCCUCUUUCCCGUGUGCUGUUGCCUCUCGCAGCAGAUUUUCAGUUGUAUGACCGAAAUAGUGGAUUGUGGGUUAAAGAUUUAGGGAAGCCCCUGACAUUUCAGCAUCAUUGUGCUGUUCAUAUCCCACCUGCGCUUCGAACUACCAUUAUACCGGUGGUACAACAUCCACCGGCUACUGUGGAUGGGCCAUCGUCCUACGAAGUUCAGGCCAAUCAAGUUGAGUGCCCGGCUAACAUGUCCGUCCACGAGUUUUCUGCAUACCAAAAGCUACUUGGCGGCAAGAUGCGGCGUUGGCCAAACAUACUUGUUGAGAUGGGUUCCUCUAACCUGAAUUUCGGGAAUGAGGAUACGGCGAAUGUUCUUUGCCAACUGGCUAUUCAGGCAGGACCUCGACUACCCAGCGAAACGCUUCGAGCAGCUCAUGUCAUCUUUAAAGAGGCCAGUUUCGUAGAACGCCUAGCAGAGAUUAUUGAGAAGCGUCUUCGAGCUAUCCUGACAAACUGGAGAGAGCACCACUAUAUGGGGCUUCUUAUUACUCUUACUCUAAGGCUGUUCUACCUAUCGUCCGGCUCUUCCAGGGAUCGUGCGAAGAGUUUGCUGCGCACCGCACGAAAUGCUACAUUAGAAUGGACUACCAACUUGAGAAAAGAGCUCCGCAUCGCCACUGAUGCUAAGGAUGCACAACGAAUUUCAGAAUACGGUUUCUGCGCCGCUAUAUUGUGCCGGCGAACUUUUGCGGUCUACACCGAAAAGAACGGCACAAUGAGUGCGGAAGAUUUGAGCUCCUGGGUCUUGGCAUCAGUUGCAUUGCAGGAGAAUUUGCUAGUUGAUAUCAACAAGCUAUCCCCUGGGUUGAAAAAUAUGUAUCUACGUGAUACGAAGUUGGCAUACCGCUUGCAGUCAAUCCUCAAGACAGCCAUACAGUCUCACCAAGGCGCCGUCGGGUAUGGAAUAUCUAGGAGUUGGUCCGAUAGCUUAGACGAUGUUAAGUCGUCCUUCACUCAUUGGAGCUUCUUUGGCGCACCCCACAAUCGUUGGAUCGUUUCCCGUGCGUCAGAAAAUCGCUGGAAAUAUACUACAACCCAGACGGUUCAUUACAAUUUCAUCGAAGGCCAUAUGCUAGUAAACGGAAAGCCCCGCGGAAAGCUGCCUCUUGAGAUCCAAGAGAGUGAGGACGUUAAGGAGAUGUUUGGGAACCACCACAUUCUUACAUAUCCAUCUUUUUUACCAGGAAUGACGCACACGCUUUCGAACAGGAUUCAUGGUCAAGAGGUGCAUUUUGGUAUGCGGGAUGGACAGGUAAUCAUCCGUACUAGCACGGCGACCAGUAUUCUGGAGCUCAUCCCUAGAAAAUUGUUUAGGGGCCCGGAAACUUUUGACCUGCCAAUGGAAUUAACGGAGAGCUGUGUGCAUUGGUUGAAUCUUAGCACAGGAUGUCUGGAAAUUCGCCGCAUGCCUGUCAUUUGGGUGAAGCGGCAACGUGACUGGGAGAUCGAUAUUCCUAGUCGCAGAGCUACCCGCGGCAAUGUGAACCUCGUGGAUCCCCAAUCAAGCAUAUUUGGCCAGGUCGUAAAGACAUUGCAACAUUUUGAAAACCCGGAAAAGUUAACUGUUUCUCAACCUUUAGUCGGUAAGCUGCAAGUGGAGCUACGCCACUUGGAGUUGUCGUUCUUUGUGAAUCGCGAAGGUUUACUCGAAUGUCGGCAGCUAAACGCGGAGGUUGACCCGAAUCAAGAUGCGGGCACAUGGUAUGGGCUCCAAAGUAUGAUCGUGCUGCGCGAUAUAGUUUCUGGGAAACGAAGCAUAAUUGUCCCUCUAGGCCAAUUCAACUACAAACGAAGUGGAAUGCACGUACAAGUGCGCAUAUUUGACGCACCAAAUUAUGGUAGAUAUAAGAUUGACGAUAUCCUCGGCCGGCUUUCUUGCCCUCCUGAGCCUCGACUUCUUUAUACGAAAGCUUUGUAUCAUGCGAUUACAUCUUUCUGUCUCCCUGACCCCUUAACGGGAAGAACUGGUACAGAAGAGGCAUUCUCAAUUCUUCGUUCAGGUGCUUCUCAACCAUGGGUACCUUUAAUAUCUCUUCCAGAGGAGAUAUUAAGGUCUAUAGCAGACCUGUCCCCUCGGAGGGUUUACUAUCCCCCGCCAAUGAAGCGUUUUCAAACUGUAACUUGGGAUGGAAAUUUGACGGUAAAUAUACAGCAUGAUGGGUUUGAAUCGUUGAUUCAACAUAUCCUUAUCAAGUCCAAUCAGCUCAAGAAGCUUUCCCCGUCUGCUACAAAGGACAUAACUUUUGAGGAACCAUCACACCUCCGGAACCGCGGCCGACUGCAACGUGAGCUCUACGAAUGCCCCACUCUGGAUACAGCUAGUCAAGCCUCUCAAGAUACUCCUUACAUCCCCCGCGACCGUAAUAAAACAUCGAAAGCCACCCAUGUGUACCAGAUAGCUCGCCACGUUCUUGCAGGUUCUUCCUCAAUACCCAUGGGGACUUCCCUUAAGGCUCUUCUCGAGUCCAGCGAAGUUAUUGGCGGGUUCCACGGUGACGACAGCUCAUUUAAUGGAAAAGAGCCUCUUAUCAGUCAGAUUGAAGAAUCUAUAUAUGAGAAUUGGGGUUCUCUUAUACAAUUCUGUCGCCAUGCAGAUGAUAGUACACCCGUCAUAUUUCGCCUCGGGCUGCUUGCUUUCAAUGCCAACCCCAAUAUGGAAAUGAUUCAUUAUCUUGCUGCUUUCUUCAAGGUCCAUCAAAUAAAAUGCCUGCAGCCGCCUUCCUCUGGCGGCUUCUUCGAUUUCAAAUCGAGGGAAAGGCCCUCUGUUGAGCUAUUACAGACGCUCAUAGCAUCGGCUUACCUCCCAUUUGAUGGAAGGUCCCGUCGUGGAGGAGUAUGGAAAGACCGGGCUGGACGCAAUCCCGAAGAGCACAAAGAGUUUUGUGAAUUGGAGGGCCGUAGGCUCGCUGACUGCCUUUUAGAACAGUGGCCUACUUCAGUGGACGAGAUUCCUAGAGAAACAUUCGAAAGUAAAGCUGUCGACAUCUCCUUGGUGCUCGAAAAAAUACGACCCGAGUGGGAUCGUCGGCGGGAAAACAUGGAACUGGACGCUUAUAUCAAUCGAGUACAGGCUGUUUUAAGCUCGCUCAAAGGUCCACGAAAUCCCUUUUCACUUCCUGACUGGACAAAUGCUACCCCAGUGUUCACGGGUAGAAACAAUUCUCGAGUUAUUCCGUCAGUAUCUCAAGAAUUGGUAGUCAAACCAGGCCCCAUUCUGGAUACUACGGUGAACAAUAUCGACUUCAUCGGUAGGAAUGAGUCGGGGUACAGCAAAGCUGAGGAAUCACAAACACGAGGCCUACUCAACGAGGCUAUAGAGUUAGAGGCAAUCUUACGUAGGUUUGCAAGGUCUGCCAACUCGAUUCGGCAGAAAUACAGCAACGAUCUUCUGCAGAGUCUAUCUGCGCUGAAAGACACGGGCCAGUUAGAUUCUCAAGGACUAAUUCCGGCUCUAAAGGACGUUAAAGACGCAAUAGAGCAAAUCAAGCUUACAAUCUCGGACUAUCGUAGACAAAUAUGCGAUGCUCUUGCUAUCGGCGACGACCGGUACCGAUGGUUGCGGCUUGGUGCCAUUUGGCCUUGCACAUCACCGGUCGAGAUACUUACAUUUCUAAGAUCUUCACUAGCCUACAAUUUUGGGUCCGGGAUGAAAGAGGCUCUUGUUUCCUAUGGAGUAGCCAUUACAACUCUACAGCGGCUAGAGCGCCUUCGCUCCGCAGCCCUGCGUGGAGACAAGCGAGCGUGCGAUGAAGAGUUGCGGAAUCCAGGUCAUCAGAAUUGGUCGCCGCUUAACUCGGCAGAUUGGCUAUUACUCGAACUUGACAGCGACUUCCUUAUACGUACCGAACAAGUCGACGUCGCGUAUGCCAUGAUUGCGCCGAAGUCCGGCCAAAACAGUGUGCUGCAGAUGAACAUGGGCAAAGGCAAGACAUCAUGCAUCGUACCGAUGGUGAUAGCCGUCUUAGCAGAUGGCAAAAACCUUUCCCGGUUAAUCGUCCCAAAAGCGCUUCUAAUGCAGACAGCACAGACCACCCAGUCGCGUUUAGGAGGGCUUGUAGGGCGUGAAGUUCUUCACAUUCCUUUUUCGCGGAAGUCGCCAACAACGCCGGAGAUAUUAGAGCUAUAUGAGACCCUUCACCGCCGCACUCGUAAUUCUAGAGGGUUAAUUCUUACUAGCCAUGAACAUAUACUGUCAUACAAACUGGGCGGAUGGCAGCAGCUCGCAGACGGUAAGCUGAAGGCAGCAAGAAGCAUGACCGUCUUCCAGCGUUGGCUGGACAACAAUUGUCGCGACGUUCUGGACGAAUGCGAUUUCACUUUGGCGGUUAAGACUCAACUGAACUACCCUAGUGGACCUGAGAUGGCUGUUGAUGGUCAUCCAUUCCGAUGGCAAGUAGCCCAAGAGUUGCUCGACUUAGUAGCUCAAUGCCUCCCGAAUUUAAUGAAAAGAUUCCCCACCAGCAUUGAGGUACUACAUCGACCAGGGUCUUUCCCAAUUUUACAUAUUCUGAAAAAUGAUGUGGAAGAGGCUAUUCAUGAUCACUUAUUCGAGGCUAUUUGUAAUGGAAAGACAACAUUCCUUCGCCCUGCUGAUUCAAGCUUUCAAGCCCGACAAGGAAUAAUUCGACGUGUCCUUUGCGAGCCAAAAUUUGAUGAACGCAUUUUCAUGCAGGCAGUUAACGCGUUUGUCAAUCCGCAGGCGGCGGCGAAGAUACUACUCGUGGUUCGAGGCCUAUUGAUUAAUCGAAUACUCCUCCUCUGCCUCAACAAGCGGUGGAACGUUCAAUACGGUCUUCACCCUGAUCGUGACCCAAUUGCAGUACCGUUCGAGGCAAAAGGUACCCCAUCUGAGCAAUCUGAGUUCGGCCAUCCAGAUGUAUCUAUAUUGUUCACCUGCUUGGCAUUCUAUUACACGGGCCUCACCUCCGAGCAAUUCCGUCAAGGGCUACAAUACGUCCUUCAGUCAGAUGAUCCAGCUGCACAGUACGAACUGUGGUCUUCCGGGUGUGAUAGCUUACCAGAGGCAUUGCACCACUGGAACGUCAUCAAUAUUGACGAUGGAGGACAGCUAGACGAGCUAUGGAAACAUUUGCGUCUGAGUCGCAUUGUAAUCAACCAUUAUUGUAACCAUUUUGUUUUCCCCGUUCACGCCAGACAGUUCGAAAUCAAGUUACAGGUUUCAGCUUGGGAUAUCCCACUAUUUUCUAAGGAUCAGCGGGGUGCUAGGACGACCGGUUUCAGCGGCACCAACGACAGCCGUAUGAACCUCCCACUCACUAUUCGGCAAGAUGACCUCCCUAGCUUACAACAGACAAGUGCCGAAGUCUUAUCAUACCUCUUACAACCAUGUAAUCGAGGUUAUCAUGUUACUGCAGACCUCUCCGGUAAGCGAUUGACUGAGAGAGGCCUACUAGGGCGACUAAAGGAGAAAGGCAUCCGCACCCUCAUUGAUGCUGGAGCCUACAUCCUAGAAAUGGAUAACAGAACAGUUGCCCAGGAGUGGCUUAAAGUUGAUUGCGAAGCCGGUGCAGCCGUUUAUUUUGGCUCGGAUAACCGUGCUUGGGUGCAUUACCGCGGAGAUAAGAAGAGUGAUGUCCCACUCCUAGCCACUCCAUUCGCAGAUGAUCUUGGCGGCUGCGUUGUAUAUCUAGACGAGGCGCAUACCCGUGGUGUAGACCUGAAGCUGCCGUCGAAUGCCCACGGAGCACUGACGUUGGCGCUAAAGCAAACCAAAGAUUAUACUAUGCAAGCUGCUAUGCGACUCCGCCAGUUGCGUACUACUCAGUCGGUCAGCUUCUUUGCGCCCCCGGAGGUUGACCAGAGCAUCAAGGACUUUUGCCGCCCAGCAAGAGGCACUAGUAUCGAUUCUUCCCACGUCGUCGCUUGGCUUCUAGAGCAAACAUGCUGUGUCAAUGAGGAUCUGCAAAGUCUUUACGUAUCGCAAGGUGUCGACUUCUGUCAGCGUACGGAUGCGAUUUGGCGCCAUGAGAACUUCCUGACAAACACGACACAACGGGCAAAGCUGCUGGAGACAAUUCAGCAACCAGAACGGCAGACGUUAGAGCAAUUAUAUGGUGGAGCCCUUGCAGGUUCACGAAUUGGAACCGUAGGUCGCAUGUGUACGCCGCAGUUGCAAAAGUUCGCGGAUCAGCUUAACCAGUCCUAUGGAGAGCGCGGCGCUCUUCACGUAGGCGCCAUGGAAGAAGUUGAACAGGAAAGGGAGGUUCAGGUGCAAGUAGAGCAGGUUCGUCAGAUACAAAAGCCGCUCCGAUAUGAAGCCUUGGAAUUCCCGGGCCUGCAUCCAGUCAUCUUGAAUUUCGCGCGCACGGGAGUACUGGAGGAUACGUCGUCGAAUCGAAACGAGACCGCAUUCGAGCACGCAUUUGAAUAUGUAGCAAAUACUACUCUCGGAAAGAAAUUCGGUGUAAAGGAUACGGGCUCACGAUUCUUCAUUUCGACUGAAUUCAGACGAACAGUCAAAUGUAGGAGAAAUAGUAUGGUUGACAAUUUCAUGCGUCCAGUAGAAUGGAUCCUCUGGAGUCCCUCGGCACAAACCGCGCUUGUUAUUGUUCCCGAGGAGGCUGAAUUGUUGAUUCCCUUGCUUCGAGGUGCCACCCGCUCGCCACGCGUGCAUUUGAUCACCUACGCAGCGCCUGUUACUAAGACCAUGGAACGGUUCAAUACCCUCCAGUAUUACUGUCUUCCGGCGCUGCCGCCUAUUUACAAAUUCCCAGAAUGGUUUAGAUUCGAACUAGGCGUGUUAGGCGGCCGAUUGUAUGUGAGCUUGGCCGAAUGGGGUCCGCUAAGCCGUUACCUACAGUCCUCGUUCGAGAAGGCGGACAAGCUGUCUAGAGGAAACUCGAACCCAACUCAGGCAGAGGAAGUAACGCCCGCCCCUUUUGCGGAUGAUCCGUCGUCCUUCCUCCUAGAGUGGCUCACAUUACUUCGCAAGACGCAGGAUGUCUUGCAUACGCCCAUGGGCUAUAUCUGCACCGGGCGCGCGCUCGGUGGACCGGGUCAGUUCCAAGAGUCGUUAUUGUGAUUUCAUCAUAAGGUCACACUAUUGGAUCGACAUAUCGAAUCGCAAUGUUGGAAUGCGCGCAGAUGUUGCCGUUUGGUUUACUGAAGGGUGUUUGUGUUUUUUAGCU